UUCACUGGACGGGCGUGCGGGAGUAACGGGAAGCGGAAGUGUCGUUGGUUCAUUGUGCUGCGGGAGCAGGCGGCGGGAUAGCUGUGCGGCUGCUGCUGCUGUCGGGCUUGUUUCUGAGUUUAAGAAGCAGAUCUCAGACCAAUGGGAGACAGCGAUGACGAUUUGGACCGGAGGAGGCGGGACAAGUUCAGGCGGGAGCGCAGUGACAUGGAGAGGUCGCGGGAGCGGGAGGAGAGGAGGAGGGACGACUGGCCCGACAGGGACUGGGACCGCGGCCGCGAGCGGAGGCGGGACUACGACCGCGGGCGCAGAGAGAGAUUUUCUCCACCCAGGCACAUCAGCCCUCAGCACAAACGUAUGAGGAGAGACUGGGAGGACCACAGGGGGGAGCCGUACCGCUACGACCUGCCGUACGGAGGGGGGGGGGCUCCAUUUCCAGGGGCAGGGCCUCAGGGCUGGCACCCAGACUUCCCUCACCUCCACCCACAUCACGGAGGCCACCCGCUGCAGGGCAGGCUGGGCAUGGUGGAUCCAGACCUCCCUCCUCCUGGUCCUCCCACCAUGAGGAGCUUUAAGGAGUUCCUGUUGAACAUGGAGGACAGCGUGGACGAGACCGAGGCCGUGAAGCGCUACAACCAGUACAAGCUGGACUUCAGGCGGCAGCAGCUGCAGGACUUCUUCCUCCAGCACAAAGACCAGGAGUGGUUCCGCUCCAAGUACCACCCCGAUGACAUCGCGGCGAGGAAGGCGGAGUCUCUGGCCGCCCUCAAAACCCGGCUGGGGGUCUUCCUCUUCCUGCUGGAUAACAACUGGCUGGACAACGUGUCGCUGGACAUGGACCACGCCCCCGCCAUCAUUAAACUCCUAGAUGCAGCUGUGAUAAAGAUGGAAGGAGGGACGGACUUUGACCUGCAGGUCCUCGAGAUUCAGCCGGCUCCUGUGGGGGCUGCAGGGGAGGCGAGCAUCGGAGGGGGAGGAGGCGGCGAGAAGGGUCAGGGAGAUCCCAGCGGAGCGAGCGUGGGCGGUCACACCAGCUCGGAGGCGACUGUGAGUCAGACGGAGGAGAUGGCGAGUGGCGACACGGGCGGGAGCAAAGACUCAGAGAAGGACUCUGGAGACACCAAGCGCAACGGCAAGAAGGACGAGGAGGAGGAGGAGGAGGAGAAGAAAGAUGAAGAGGAGGAGGAAGAAGAGAAGACCACCAAGAAAGGCAGGAAGAGGAAACGCAGCUUAUCCGCUGACAGCGGGGAGGGCAGCGCCUCCGACUCAGACUCCUCCCACUCUGACGGAGAGAAGGAUGAAGACGAGGAGAAGGAGGAAGAGGAGGAGGACGGAGAGGACGAGCGUCGAAAAGAGCGAGGGAAGGAGAGGGAGAAGGAGGCUCCGCCCAAGCCCCGCCCCCUUCACCUCACCACCUCCUUAUUCAUCAGGAGCAUCCCGCCAGAGGUGUCCAAGGAGGAGAUCACAGCCCUGUGUCGCAGGUACCAGGGCUUCCUGCGGGUGGCGCUGUCAGACCCUCAGCCUGAGAGGAGGUUCUUCAGGCGGUGCUGGGUGACCUUUGACCGCAGCGUGAACAUUAAGGAGACGUGCUGGAACCUCCAGAACAUCCGGCUCAGAGACUGUGAACUCGCUCCGGUGGUCAACAGAGAUCUGUGCCGGCGGGUCCGCAGCGUCAACGGUCUGACCCACCACAAACCGGUGGUGAGGAACGACAUCCGGCUGUCGGCCCGACUCGUCCACAGCCUGGACCAGAGAGGGGAGCUGUGGACCGGACAGAUGGAGACCAACCCUGUCCUGAAGAACAUCACAGAUUACCUGAUAGAGGAGGUGAGCGCUGAGGAGGAGGAGCUCAUCGGCGCCUCCGGGGGAAACAGGGACGACGCAGGUGACGCCAAGGACCCCGCCUCCUCUGACGUUACCUUGGAGACAGACAAUAAGCUACUGAAGGUGCUGGACCGGCUGCUGCUGUACCUGCGUCUGGUUCACUCUGUAGAUUAUUAUAACUUCUGUGAGUAUCCUGCUGAGGACGAGAUGCCCCACCGCUGUGGGCUGGUCCACGUACGAGGACCCCUACCUGUGGGCAAGAUCACUGCAACUGAAGUGAGCGAACACCAGCGGAUGUGUGAGGAGCGCCUGGCUCCUCUGCUCUCACCGUCAGAGACUCUGAAUGAGGAAGAAGCUGCCAGGCUGGGGAAGAAGGACCCGGAACAAGAGGUGGAGAAGUUCCUGUCGGCCAACACUCAGGAGCUCAGCAAAGAUAAGUGGCUGUGUCCUCUGAGCGGGAAGAAGUUCAAGGCUCCCGAGUUUGUGCGCAAACACAUCCUGAACAAGCACGCCGAGAAGGUCUCUGGCGUCCGGCAGGAGGUCGAGUUCUUUAACAACUUCCUGGUGGACGCCAAAAGACCCGCCCUACCUGAAAACAAGCCCCUCCCACCGCCAUCACAAGCCGCUCCUCCGGGUUUGCCGGGGUUUCCCGGGCAGUCGCCGCAGCAGCAGAGCCUUCUGGGAUAUCCACCCGGAGUCAGACCGCCCAUGCCCGGCUUCCCCGGGGGCGGACUGCACCACCCACCAAACCAGUUUGGAGCUGGGCGGGGUAACUAUGACAACUUCAGAGGUCAUUUAGGAGGAGGCGGGUUUCCUGGGAAACAGCGAAACAGCAGGGGCAUGCGAGGCGACCCUCGGUCCAUCAUCGAGUACAGAGACCUCGACGCUCCCGACGACCUCGACUUCUUUUAAGCACCAGAAGCUCCUGGAUUUUUUUUUUUAAACACUUUUGUAUUCCUACGUUUCCCAUGAUGCUCCUCCUCCCUUUGUCUUUUUUCCAAAUAGGACAGAAACUGUAGAGCUGUGUGAGAGUGUGUGUCAGGACCAAUGUUACUGUUAUUAGUGAUGAUGAUGAUGGUGAUGCUCUGAUUUGUGCCACUUUUCCAAUAAAGACCAAUACUGAAGGACUGA
Archocentrus centrarchus (flier cichlid) is the source of this 2955-nucleotide messenger RNA. RefSeq names its product serrate RNA effector molecule homolog. Lineage: Eukaryota; Metazoa; Chordata; Actinopteri; Cichliformes; Cichlidae. The record is from RefSeq and is a predicted model, not a curated record. The transcript is spliced from 20 exons. Gene Ontology annotation, biological process: mRNA processing; primary miRNA processing. Gene Ontology annotation, molecular function: nucleic acid binding. Gene Ontology annotation, cellular component: nuclear body. Bases 142 to 2736 code for a protein of 864 amino acids.